This is a messenger RNA of Folsomia candida, 3403 nucleotides long. Its product is annotated as cell surface glycoprotein 1-like. The transcript is spliced from 4 exons. The record is from RefSeq and is a predicted model, not a curated record. The coding region runs from base 105 to 3317 and encodes 1070 amino acids. NCBI's taxonomy places the organism in Eukaryota, Metazoa, Arthropoda, Collembola, Entomobryomorpha, Isotomidae. Gene Ontology annotation, molecular function: chitin binding.
AUUUGUAACAACCACGCUCCAAAAAAUGCAUGGGAUCGGACUUUAUUAACACCCUUUAUAAUAUUUCUGGGAAACAUAUUUAUUAACCUACAGAACACCUAGGGAUGAAUAUUACACUGAGGAUCGUGUAUCUUGCCGUUGCGCUUGGGGUAUGGAUUCAAGUGGGCGAAUGUCAUCGUCGAUGGCGCCGACAAGGUGGAAAUUUCAAAUGCGUCGCGCCAGGCACUUACCCACACCCAUCGUCGACUAAGUACAUAAGAUGCAUUCGAAUCCGAGGAAGAUUAUACCAAUACAUUUUCACAUGUCCAAAACCUUCACGAUUCAACUCGGCAAUCUCAAAAUGUGUUUUGGAUGAUACAAUCACAGAUGCUCCCACUACGGUCGAUCCUCCAGCAACCACGACGUCGGUUCCUGUAACAACUCCACCCAUAAUAACUACAAGUUCGACGACCAGCUUCUCAACCUCGUCGACUGGACCAACUCCAUCAACGGGAAACCCGACCCCAUCAACGGGCAACCCAACUCCUUCCACUGAUGAGCCCUCGCCCUCGACUGAUGGACCAUCGCCGUCGACUGACGGACCAUCGCCGUCAACUGACGGACCAUCGCCGUCAACUGACGGACCAUCGCCGUCGACUGACGGACCAUCGCCGUCGACUGACGGACCAUCGCCGUCGACUGACGGACCAUCGCCGUCGACUGACGGACCAUCGCCGUCGACUGAUGGACCAUCGCCGUCAACUGACGGACCAUCGCCGUCGACUGACGGACCAUCGCCGUCGACUGACGGACCAUCGCCGUCAACUGACGGACCAUCGCCGUCGACUGACGGACCAUCGCCGUCAACUGACGGACCAUCAUCCUCCACUGACGGACCAUCUCCGUCGACUGAUGAACCAUCGCCGUCGACUGAUGGACCAUCCCCUUCGACUGACGGAACAUCGCCAUCGACUGACGAGCCAUCGCCAUCGACCGACGAGCCGUCGCCAUCGACUGACGAGCCAUCGCCAUCCACUGACGAGCCAUCACCAUCAAGUGACGAGCCAUCGCCAUCGACUGACGAGCCAUCGCCUUCAACUGGCGAGCCAUCGCCAUCGACUGACGAGUCAUCGCCAUCGACUGACGAGUCAUCGCCAUCGACUGACGAGCCAUCGCCAUCAACUGACGAGCCAUCGCCUUCAACUGGCGAGCCAUCGCCAUCGACUGACGAGUCAUCGCCAUCGACUGACGAGUCAUCGCCAUCGACUGACGAGCCAUCGCCAUCGACUGACGAGCCAUCGCCAUCAACUGACGAGCCAUCGCCUUCAACUGGCGAGCCAUCGCCAUCGACUGACGAGCCAUCGCCAUCAACUGACGAGUCAUCGCCAUCGACUGACGAGCCAUCGCCAUCGACUGACGAGCCAUCGCCAUCAACUGACGAGCUAUCGCCAUCAACUGACGAGCCGUCGCCAUCGACUGACGAGCCAUCGCCAUCCACUGACGAGCCAUCACCAUCAACUGACGAGCCAUCGCCAUCGACUGACGAGCCAUCGCCAUCGACUGACGAGCCAUCGCCAUCAACUGACGAGUCAUCGCCAUCGACUGACGAGUCGUCGCCGUCGACUGACGAGUCGUCGCCUUCGACUGACGAACCGUCGCCUUCAACUGACGAGUCACCGUCGACGGACGAGCCGUCACCGUCGACGGACGAGCCAUCGCCAUCAACUGACGAGCCGUCGCCUUCAACUGAAGAACCAUCGCCCUCGACCGACGAACCGUCGCCUUCGACUGACGAACCGUCGCCUUCGACUGACGAACCGUCGCCUUCGACUGACGAACCGUCGCCUUCGACUGACGAACCGUCGCCUUCGACUGACGAACCGUCGCCUUCGACUGACGAACCGUCGCCUUCGACUGACGAACCGUCGCCUCCGACUGACGAACCGUCGCCUUCGACUGACGAACCGUCGCCUUCGACUGACGAAACGUCGCCUUCGACUGACGAAACGUCGCCUUCGACUGACGAAACGUCGCCUUCGACUGACGAAACGUCGCCUUCGACUGACGAACCGUCGCCUUCGACUGACGAACCGUCGCCUUCGACUGACGAACCGUCGCCUUCGACUGUCGAACCGUCGCCUUCGACUGACGAACCUUCGACUGACGAACCGUCACCUUCAACUGAUGAGCCAUCGCCCUCAACGGAUGAGUCGUCGCCGUCGACUGACGAACCGUCGCCUUCGACUGACGAACCGUCGCCUUCGACUGACGAGCCAUCGCCUUCAACUGGCGAGCCAUCGCCAUCGACUGACGAGCCAUCGCCAUCAACUGACGAGUCAUCGCCAUCGACUGACGAGCCAUCGCCAUCGACUGACGAGCCAUCGCCAUCAACUGACGAGCUAUCGCCAUCAACUGACGAGCCGUCGCCAUCGACUGACGAGCCAUCGCCAUCCACUGACGAGCCAUCACCAUCAACUGACGAGCCAUCGCCAUCGACUGACGAGCCAUCGCCAUCGACUGACGAGCCAUCGCCAUCAACUGACGAGUCAUCGCCAUCGACUGACGAGUCGUCGCCGUCGACUGACGAGUCGUCGCCUUCGACUGACGAACCGUCGCCUUCAACUGACGAGUCACCGUCGACGGACGAGCCGUCACCGUCGACGGACGAGCCAUCGCCAUCAACUGACGAGCCGUCGCCUUCAACUGAAGAACCAUCGCCCUCGACCGACGAACCGUCGCCUUCGACUGACGAACCGUCGCCUUCGACUGACGAACCGUCGCCUUCGACUGACGAACCGUCGCCUUCGACUGACGAACCGUCGCCUUCGACUGACGAACCGUCGCCUUCGACUGACGAACCGUCGCCUUCGACUGACGAACCGUCGCCUCCGACUGACGAACCGUCGCCUUCGACUGACGAACCGUCGCCUUCGACUGACGAAACGUCGCCUUCGACUGACGAAACGUCGCCUUCGACUGACGAAACGUCGCCUUCGACUGACGAAACGUCGCCUUCGACUGACGAACCGUCGCCUUCGACUGACGAACCGUCGCCUUCGACUGACGAACCGUCGCCUUCGACUGUCGAACCGUCGCCUUCGACUGACGAACCUUCGACUGACGAACCGUCACCUUCAACUGAUGAGCCAUCGCCCUCAACGGAUGAGUCGUCGCCGUCGACUGACGAACCGUCGCCUUCGACUGACGAACCGUCGCCUUCGACUGACGAACCGUCGCCUUCGACUGACGAACCUUCGACUGACGAACCGUCGCCCUCGACUGACGAGCCGUCACCGUCGACUGACGAACCUUCGACUGAUGCCCCCCCUUCGACUUGAUCCAUUAUUUACUACGUAUAUAUGUACAUAUUUACAAUACACAUAUACUUCCUGCAGUUUGUAUUAAAUUUAGUGUAUUUUUAAAA